AUGACUUAUAAAUGAGCGUUGGAGUACCCGAAGCAUCAGAGCAGUUCGAAAAUCGGUUCAGAUAUCAUCUCGACAUGAACGGGUUAUUAAUAAUUGCUUUUGUGGCUGCGGCCUGCAUUGGACUGAGUGAAGCCGCCGAUCCCUUCGCCGGGAUAACUCGCUUGAAGAACCAGGUGAAAUCUACCUCCAGUGAUAUUCAACGAUACGGCAAUAACAUUGCAUCGCAAACGAAAUCGAAAUUGAGUAAUUUGAAGAUCAACCAGAUGCAGAAUGUCAAUGGCGCUGUUAACCCGGCUCUUGACCAAAUUCGAAGCGACAUAGCAGCUGCGAAAAAAGACGGAAAGAAUGCGGAUCACUGCUACGAACCCUCUCGAAUGCAACUUCGUGAUGCAUCUAAUACAGUAUUUAAACAGCUGGACAAGUGUGUUAAUGAUGCAAUGGAGCCUCUGAACCCUGUUGUAAGCAACAUCGCUUCACACGUGACGAGGGGGCAACUUCUUCUCUCGGAACUCGACGGCAUCGCCCUGAGCUGUGUGUCCGGCAAUGCCCUCCAGGUCCAGAUGUGCGUUGUCCAGAAAAUGCCGGCGGCUAGUGCCUCAGUCAAUUCCUACAAGUCCACGGCGAGUCAACUCAAAAGCACGGGAGAUUCAAUCGCCAAUUCAGCCCCAGUGUCCGCCACCAGGUGUUUCCAGCAGCCCAUGAGUGACCUGUACUCAGCUACGUCGGCAGCCAGGACAUCCGCCACUCAGUGCAUCAACAACGCUUAAUACUCUAGUUAAAUUUACAGCGUAGAACUUUUUCUAAUUUUUUCAUGAAAUACAUUUUUUUACAAACGUAUAAUCAAGUCAGGAUAUUUUUGACGGCGACUAAUUUAUCUGAGAUUCCCAUGCAUGGGAAAAUUUAAUAGAAAGACUCUAUUAAGAAUAACUAUUUUGUAAUUUUUCAUGCAAUAAACCAUUUCGAUAAACGUCCGGACAAUUAA
Molecule: messenger RNA, 982 nt
Organism: Diachasma alloeum
Lineage: Eukaryota; Metazoa; Arthropoda; Insecta; Hymenoptera; Braconidae
Exons: 4
Coding region: 12-767 (251 amino acids)
Source: RefSeq, a predicted model, not a curated record